Mastomys coucha (southern multimammate mouse) is the source of this 1056-nucleotide messenger RNA. RefSeq names its product superoxide dismutase 2 (gene Sod2). Gene Ontology annotation, biological process: superoxide metabolic process. The record is from RefSeq and is a predicted model, not a curated record. Lineage: Eukaryota; Metazoa; Chordata; Mammalia; Rodentia; Muridae. Bases 203 to 871 code for a protein of 222 amino acids. Gene Ontology annotation, molecular function: superoxide dismutase activity; metal ion binding. The transcript is spliced from 5 exons. Gene Ontology annotation, cellular component: mitochondrion.
CCGGCCUUCCCCGGGUGGCGCUCCGUUACACGCCCGGCCGUCCGUGUCUCUGUCCUCCCCUCCGCUAAUGGACGCUGCCGGCAGGGUCACCGCUUCGCUGUGUCCUUGCGGACGCCGGGCGGACUGCGCAGAGUAGACGCGCGCCUGCGAGCGAGCGAACGGCCGUGUUCCGAGGAGAGCAGCGGUCGUGGGCACCCCAGCGAUGUUGUGUCGGGCGGCGUGCAGCAUGGGCAGGAGGCUGGGCCCGGUGGCCGGUGCCGCUGGCUCCCGGCACAAGCACAGCCUCCCCGACCUGCCUUACGACUAUGGCGCGCUGGAGCCGCACAUUAACGCGCAGAUCAUGCAGCUGCACCACAGCAAGCACCACGCGACCUACGUGAACAAUCUGAACGCCACCGAGGAGAAGUACCACGAGGCGCUGGCCAAGGGAGAUGUUACAACUCAGGUUGCUCUUCAGCCUGCACUGAGGUUCAAUGGUGGAGGACAUAUUAAUCACACCAUUUUCUGGACAAACCUGAGCCCUAAGGGUGGUGGAGAACCCAAAGGAGAGUUGCUGGAGGCUAUCAAGCGUGACUUUGGGUCUUUUGAGAAGUUUAAGGAGAAACUGACAGCCGUGUCUGUGGGAGUCCAAGGUUCAGGCUGGGGCUGGCUUGGCUUCAAUAAGGAGCAAGGUCGUUUACAGAUUGCUGCCUGCUCUAAUCAGGACCCAUUGCAAGGAACAACAGGCCUCAUCCCGCUGCUGGGGAUUGAUGUGUGGGAGCACGCUUACUACCUUCAGUAUAAAAACGUCAGACCUGACUAUCUGAAAGCUAUUUGGAAUGUAAUCAACUGGGAGAAUGUUACUGAAAGAUACUCAGCUUGCAAGAAGUAAAGCCUUACGGCUGGCCACGUCGAGUACGCCAGGCCCCUGCUGUUCUGUAGUAGUGUAGAGCACUGCAGCACUGUGACUGAGAUGCUGUAAUCGUUACUGAUGUCUGUCCACAUAUGUGAUGAGCAUAAUGUUAUGAUAAUUUCUUAUUUUAAUUAAAUUUAUUAUCAGGCAACUGUUUGAGAACA